Molecule: messenger RNA, 1128 nt
Organism: Juglans regia (Persian walnut)
Lineage: Eukaryota; Viridiplantae; Streptophyta; Magnoliopsida; Fagales; Juglandaceae
Exons: 1
Coding region: 1-1128 (375 amino acids)
Molecular function (GO): catalytic activity
Source: RefSeq, a predicted model, not a curated record
AUGAAAAUCUGUAGUUGGAAUGCACGGGGGCUUGGGAACCCUCGUGGCAUUCGUACCCUCUGUGAUUUAAUUCAGAGGGAACUACCCGACGUCUUGUUCCUGCAGGAGACCAGAUUGUCCACUCGUGAAGUUGAAUCCUGUAAGUACAAACUAGGCUUUCAAAAUUGUUUGGCUAUUAGUUCUGAUGGAAGGAAAGGGGGUAUUGCAUUAUUAUGGGAUGUUGAGAUUGAUUUAUCUGUGAUUAACUAUUCGUCUAAUCAUGUUGAUGCUGUCAUUAAAGAUUUACGAUUACGGAAGGGUCACUGGUUUUUAACUGCUCUAUAUGGUUUUCCUGAAACUCACCUGCGACAUCAGUCCUGGAGUUUACUUAAAUCUUUAUGUCGUGCUCCUGAUGAACCGUGGCUGGUGUUGGGAGACUUUAAUGAAUUAUUGUCUGCUCAUGAAAAGAGUGGGGGUAAUCCUAGGCCUGAAAAACAACUUAGUGCUUUUAGAGAGGUUGUUGAUGUCUGUAGAUUGAGGGAUUUGGGUUUCUCGGGGCCAAUGCUUACUUGGUCAAAUAGACGAGCUGGUGAUAAGUGCAUUAGAGAAAGGCUUGAUCAUUGCUUGGUUAAUUCUAUGUGGUGGGCCUGUUUCCCUAAUGCCCGUGUGACCCAUGGUGUGGUAGCCUAUUCCGAUCAUUUACCUAUUUGGUUAAAUCUAGAGGGAGCUAGUGCUUCCCACAAUAGUCAAAAGUCUUUUAAAUUUGAGGCCAUGUGGGUGGGUGAGGUUGAAUGUGAAGAAAUAAUCAAAGGGGUUUGGGAAAGGUGUGCUGCCCCAGCUUCUAUGAAUGUUCUUUCAGGUUUGAUUAAGGAGUGUGGGGAUCAGCUACAGGGGUGGAAUAAACAAGGUUUUGGAAAUGUUCAAACUCAACUAAAUAAGGCACAACGAUCCCUAUGCAAUCUACAGGACAUGGACCCAGGAUUGGUCUCUAAUGAUGCUCUGAAUGCUGCAAGAAGUAAGGUUCAACUUUGGUUAGAAAGAAAGGAGAUUAUGUGGCGACAACGUUCUAAGGCAUUGUGGCUAAAGGAGGGUGAUAGCAAUACGAAGUAUUUUCAUAUGAAGGCCUCCCAACGAAAGAGGAAAAAUUAG